Molecule: messenger RNA, 1395 nt
Organism: Diversispora eburnea
Lineage: Eukaryota; Fungi; Glomeromycota; Glomeromycetes; Diversisporales; Diversisporaceae
Source: the annotation of a GenBank genome assembly
AUGGAAGUCACUGAAGAAGAAUGGACUGUACACGAUAUUAUCCUAGGACAUGGAUCAGGAUUCAUAGAUGAAUUAAAGAUCCAUGAAUUAGUAGAAGAGGUUAUAGUAGAUAUCACAUGGACUCAGUUACAAGAGAUAUUAUCUAGUUUACAUUCUUUUGUGGUAAGAAAACGGCAAACGCAUGAUGAAAGAUUUUUAUAUCAAGCUCGCACAAAAGAAAUAGCAAAUAAAUUACAAUAUCUUGAUAAUCAAGAAUAUGAAAUAUAUGAACUUAUUGAAAAUUCAGAGCGUAAAGGUAUAGCGAAAUCGGAUAUUCAGAAACAAACCAAAAUUGUUCAAUCAGUAGUUGAAAAUUGCUUAAAGACAAUGCAAGAACAAAAGUUGGUUAAAGAGGUUAAACCAAAAAGUAAAAAAUUAUAUAUGUUGUUUGACAUUAAACCAGCUGAUGAGUCACUUAGUAGAUUAUUGUACACUAAUGGAGAACCCGAUACAGUAGUUGUGGAAGCUUUAAAAUCUUUAUGUUAUAAUUUUAUAUAUCAUCGAAGUUUCCCCAAAGAUAUGGAUGAAGACGCUAUAUUUUAUCCCGGAUAUACUGGAUAUCCAACUUUAACGAAAGUUGUUCAAUGUGUACAAGAAACUAAAAUAACUGAAAUGGAAAUUGAGGAAACAGAUAUACGUCAAAUUCUAGAAGUACUUAUUUAUGAAGGAAAAAUAUUAAAACGAUUUACUGGUAGAUUAAUAGAUCAAAAUACGAAUGGACGUAAUGAAUCUUUAAUAGUUUAUAUGGCUAAAAAACCGAAAUCAAUGACUAAUGCUUGGACUCCAAUACCUUGUGGAAGGUGUCCAUACUUUAAAGAUGAAUGUUCGGAAGACGGAGAAAUUUCUCCAACAACUUGUGUUACACCCUCAACAGAAAAUAUUGAUGGUUCAUUGUUACGAAUUGCGAUAAUACACACUCGUUGGAAUUAUGAAAUUGUCGAAAGCUUGGUCCGUGGUGCAAAAGAAACCAUGAUUUCUCAUUAUAAUGUUAAACCAGAAAAUAUUAUCGUUCAAUCAGUUUCUGGUUCAUUUGAACUUCCAUUUGCUGCCAAAUCGGUCAUUCAAUCUUCAACACUUUUUCAUGCAGUAAUUUGUAUUGGAGUAUUGAUUAAAGGCUCAACAAUGCAUUUUGAAUAUAUAUCAGAAGCUGUAAGCCAAGGAAUAAUGAGAGUUGGUUUGGAUACUAAUGUACCAGUAAUUUUUGGAGUUUUAACAUGUUUAAAUGAUGAUCAAGCUUUAGAAAGAGCUGGUUUAGGAAAUACACAAGAAAAACAUAAUCAUGGAAUUGAUUGGGGUCAUUGUGCAGUUGAGAUGGCACAUAAAAAUAUUAAUUGGAGGAACAAUAUUUUUAAAUAA